Cuscuta epithymum is the source of this 2423-nucleotide messenger RNA. Lineage: Eukaryota; Viridiplantae; Streptophyta; Magnoliopsida; Solanales; Convolvulaceae. The record is from the annotation of a GenBank genome assembly.
CGACCUACUUACACUGGACCACGAGUUGUGCAUGACCCGUCGAUGAUUCGCGCUAAAGGUCGUCCGAAGGCUAAACGAUUGAGAAAUGAAAUGGAUGAAGGUCCUAAAGGUACUGUGAGAUGCGGUAACUGCAAGCAAACAGGGCAUAACAGGACCACAUGUGCUAGAAGAUCAGAGGGAAACGUAGGGAGUUCUACUGGGUAAUGUUGUUCUUUUAUUCGCAAAUGCAUUAGCAAUAUUAAUAAAUAUAUAAUUUUAAUUUAAUAUUAAAAUGAAAUAACUAAUACACUUAUUACUUUUUACAGCGCCGAUGCAGGUGUCAGUGGAUCCCGGACCGAUUGAUCCUUCAGUCCUGACAUUGCAGGCCACGCACCGGAGCGAGGAUGUGUGGUGUGGCCUGGAUGUUCAGGUAGAUAGGUGUCGUGAGCACCUACGCAGUACAUUCCACAUGGGGGUGGACGAUAGGAUUCUUCAUUACGUUCGAUUAGCCGGGUUUUAUGGUGUUCAUAGAUUAGUUUCGACUUUGCAUAUAGAUAGAGCAUUACUUACCGCUCUACUUGAGCGUUGGCGACAGGAGACUCACACAUUCCAUUUACCGGUGGGUGAGGUCACGAUCACAUUAGGAGAUGUGGCUGUAUUGGCAGGUCUACCGAUCCAGGGUCGGGCAGUUACUGGGACUGCAUGUAGACUGUGGGUUGAUGUGGUACAUAGAUUGUUGGGAGUACGGCCACACCCGGGGACAGAUAUUCGGGGGUCUGCUUUGAGGAUGGCUUGGUUGAGAGAGCAUUUUGUUGGUUUACCUGCUGAUGCUGAUGAUGAUGUUGUGCAGCAGUACGCGAGAGCAUACAUUCUGAUGCUUAUGGGAGCUUCCACGUUUGCAGACAAGAGUGGGAAUGAGGUGCAGGUCUUGUAUUUACCCAUUCUGCAGUCUUUUGAUGUAGCUGCAUUUUAUAGCUGGGGUAGUGCCACUUUAGCAUACCUAUAUCGGCAGUUAUGUCGAGGUUGUCAUCGUGACGGUGGAGAGAUGGGUGGGUUUUUAUUGCUCAUACAGCUAUGGUCAUGGGAGCACAUUCAUAUCGGCAGACCUGUCAUACUGCGAUAUCAUGGGGUAGAUGGUGGUCCUCUUGAUGAUGAUAUGGAUCAGCACGCAGUACUUGGGCCACAUCAUGUUCGUGGUGAGGAUCCUUUGGGUCGUAGGUAUGUUUACGAUUUUUUUUUGUAUGACGUACGUGAAUCCUGUUAUAUAUUCUUAUACAUUACAAUGUGUCAGAUGGCUAUUUGCUCAUGUCACGCGCACGUCAUCCGCUGCUGGGUUAGGAUACUACCGAGAUGCUUUAGAUCGCUUGUGUGAUGAUCAGGUAUAUCAUUAAAUGUAAGUCAUUUGUUUUAUGUUUUUAUAAACCAUGGUAUAACUUAAUUUUAUAUUAUAGAUUACGUGGAUGCCGUACACUGAUGAGAUUCUAGGCCUGUUGCCUCCUGUUGCCCGAGAGCACACUCAGAUAUGGCGAGCACGUGUGCCUUUGAUAUGUUUUGAUGUUGUGGAGCAUUACUUUCCUGAUCGCGUACUACGCCAGUUUGGGUUGCAGCAGGUUACUCCCGGACCUUGUGAUACAUCUGUGGAUUUGCACAAGAUUGAUAGACGGGGGAAGCACACUGAAGAUUGGGGGAUGCGCCAUAUUCAGUAUAUCACUAUGUGGGAUGAUAGAGCGGCGUAUAUAGUGGACGGGAUCCCAUCUUUAGUCCCCACAGCUUCUGUAGACUACAUGACAUGGUAUUACACCAUCACACGAGUGUUUAUCUCUCCCAGUUUUCGUUUACCCACUGAUCAUUACCAGCCUAGCUCAGUCGCUCUUCAUAUGACGACACGGGCUUUGCGUAGCAUCCAUGACAGAGCGACUGCUAUACUUGAUGAGGCGGUAGAUGUACAGGGAUACCAUGACGCUUGUUCAGGCAUUGUUUCACUUUGUGCUGAUGUAUUGGGUCGAGUCGAUUAUGGAUAUAUGGCCGCGUCUCAGCAUUCCACUGCAUCUACAUCCGCAGCAGGGUCUUCUCAGGCAGUCCGACGUGAUAGAGUUGUUCUUCAGCCUCGUAACCAGCGCAGACGUCCCCGAGCACAACUACAUGAGCUUCAUGAUGAUGAUGAUCACGUUGAGUUAUGAUAUUUGUAUUUCACUUAUUGUGUGAAAGUUGUAGUAUGCACUAGCAGAUCGAAUCAUUUUGGGAUACACCAGAUUUAUUAUAACUUUUAUGGAUCAUACUCAAUUUUGUGGUGUACUGAUUCCGUUUGUGAAAGUCUCAUAAUAUGAAGUUUCAUUCAUUCGUUUUGUGUUUUGGAUGUAUGUUGUAAUGUAGUUUCAUUGAUUCGUUUUGUGUUUCGGGUAUAUGUUUUCUUAGUAAAUCAUAUGUUUGGUUGUUUUUUUUUU